AUGACGGGCCGUGGUAAAUCCGGUAAAAGCCGUAGCAAAGCAAAAAGUCGCUCUUCUCGAGCUGGUCUUCAGUUUCCAGUUGGCCGAGUUCAUCGUCUUCUUCGCAAGGGGAAUUACGCUCCGCGCAUCGGUUCAGGAGCUCCGGUUUAUCUAGCCGCAGUUCUUGAGUACUUGUCCGCUGAAAUCCUUGAGCUCGCUGGCAACGCUGCUCGGGACAACAAGAAGACCAGAAUUAUCCCACGUCAUCUUCAACUUGCUGUGAGAAACGAUGAAGAGCUGAACAAGUUGCUCGCCGGUGUCACCAUCGCUCAGGGUGGCGUUCUUCCCAACAUCCAAGCUGUUCUCCUGCCAAAGAAAUCAGAGAAGAAAAGCAAACAGUAAAACAAGUUAAAAAGUUCAAACAAAACGGCUCUUUUAAGAGCCACCAAAAUCACAAAAGCGAUGACUAAUGAAAUAAAUUUUUGCGUUUUAAACUAACACAUGUUUCCUGAAAACUGGUGAUAAGCUUAGUUUCUAUCAAUAUCCUGAGGUAUCCUUUCCCUCGAAGGAAUCUUCUUUUCUCACAAAAUGUGUAGACGCUAGAGAAGGUUUCAAGGCAAUGCCUCUGAUCAGAAGCGUUCGAUCGUGGCAAGCAGCGAAUUUUAUAGCCGAAUUUGCUGAAAGUCAUCUCUUCAAAAGGGUAGUCAGUCAAUAGACUAUAAGGAAGAGUUCAAAUCUGGUGCCCGAGCACGGACAAGUAAACAGACCCUACCUUGUACUCGGGCACUAAAGUGGGUACAGGGUCCCUGUAUGCACACUAUUUUUGUUAGUUACGGGGCAACCGCAAUCCACCGCUUUGUAAUCCCUGCUACGCCCACGUUUCUUUGAAAAUGGCGUCUGACAGGGCGAAAGCGACUACAAAGUAACGGGUGUCGUAACGGGUACUCAAGGUGUGUGAACACAACAUUGCCCGGCCACUAGUUCUCGGACACCAAGUGUGGUCAGCUCAAAUAAUCAGCCCGAACAGUAACUUGGGUGGUGGCUUACAAUAAUCAUUACAAUUAAUUCGUAAUGCUAUGAAACUCUUAUAAUUGGGCUUCGAGGAGUCUAUUGUGAGCCUGGGCACCCUGCGAUGUUUGCAAAGUUAUUUUUCUCCCCGCGAUCUUUUCUUCUCCCGCAAAACAUAAUGAUUACAGGUAUACAUUUCUAUGGAUUAUUUCUUUUUGUUUUUUAGUUAAAUAUACCACGGAAUGAACGGGAAUAUGAUGGAAAGCCACUUUCUCAGAUGUUUAUGGCAUCUUUAGCAGAUGUUGGCUGGAUAACGGAAGAUGGCGACUUAUCGUCUGAAAUUGUCAUAGACGAGGAGGAAUAUUACGAAAUCACGAGCCCAGAAAAGGAAUUGCAACAACUGCCACUACCCAACCAAUCAGGUGACGUGAAAAAGGAAAAUAUACCAGAGGAGGCCAUGCAAAAGAUUUCGGCUUUGGAGGAUGAGUUACAGAAACUUCGAGCUCAAAUUGCAGUGAUGGUUGUUGCUGUUCCCACAAAUCAAAUGUCUACUCCGUCAACUCCAAUGGGGGCAGGAGCUCCCCCUCCCCCUCCCCCACCGCCACCCCCUCCACCAACGCCUAUGUCGACACCGCUGAAGCCAGUCUCACAGAUCAUUAAAGAGGUUUGAGUACAAAAUGAGCAAACUGCGAUUUUAAAAAAGCCUGUGAAUUCAGAGAUCUCUUAGUCUAAUGGCUGUAUGUAACAACGGUUUCAGUAGAAAUUAUAGUUACAAUUUUAGAUAAAAUUGUAGUUAAGUACAUACCAAAUUAAUAUGAAUCUAUACGAACCCUUGUUAGCUGCGUGAGUAAUUAAAAGAAGCGGAGUACAUACUAGACCCUGUAUCACGAAACAGACUUCACUACACUCUAGCUUACAGUUUCCUUAGACUUGCAAAUAGCCUGCGUAACUGGCGUUUAAUUUUUUUUAAAUUUUUUUUUUAGCCCCGCGAAAGUUUCAGUUAGAAAGCUUAACCGAGGUCGAAACAGAAAAAGAUGGGGGGUGGGGUGAGGGGAAAAAGCAGCGACUGCUGUCUCCCCUGGCUCCCUCCCACAUAGUUUUCUUUUUCGUCCUCUCUUCACGACCUCUAAGCGGGGGUUCUAAGCGAACGAAGCGACUGACCCUCACGCAAAAAUACUUGUGCCGACAGUUUACAUGCGGAAAAAGCGCCAAAAAAAUUACUUAUUUACUUAUUUACCAACAACAGAACAGAGCAAGACGAUUGUCACUUGCACCAGGAUCUUUAAUAGGACCAGAACAGUCCACUGGACCCAGUUUACCAAAUAUGGCAGAUGUUCUCAAGGGACUGGGAAAGGUGAAACUUCGGUCUGUUGAGAGGUAUGUGCAAGAAAGCUCUAUCGGAGGGAGAAGUCUUGAAAGGUUUCGUACACUUUAGAUUUGCUUUUAAAAUCAUUAGUCAAGGUCAGGCGUCAACUUAACUUUAAUCUUCUUUUGUAACAAAUUAAAUUUACCCACAAACUGUUGUAAAAGCAACGCCUUUUUAUUUUGAGGGUAACUAGGAACAAGCAAAGUCGUUUUAGAAACGAGGGAAGGUCCAACUUGAUCAUUAAUCAAAUAGAAGCCAAUACAGUUCUCAAAUUGAAGUCUAAUUUGAAAUGAAGAAAAAGACAAACACAAUUCUUAGUGUUUUCCAACGCAUCCUUCGUUGAUUACGCAGUUGCGUAGGCAAAAAUCUAUAAAUCAAGUCGAAGCAAUUAAAGAACAUUUCAAAAGAAAACUUUAGAAACCUACACAGUAUUCAAGGACUGCAGUAAAAAGCUGUAGCCAGUAAGCUUACUAUAGUAUUUAUUUCAGAUCACCAGGCGGAACACCCGUAAGGAAACCUCCUAUCACUGCAGAUGCUACUGAUCCUGCCUCAAUCAUAGCACAGGCUCUAAAGAAAAAGUUUGCGCAUCGAAGACGUCAUGAUACGAGCUCGCCAGGUAAACUACACCUUCCAAGAUGUUGCGGGACAGCGGGAACUUUGGGCCACUUUUCUCCGAACAGCGGUGGGCACGAGCCAGUGGGAAUAGCACUAGUGUGCCGGGAAAGGGGCGGAAAACAUCACUUAAAGUGUUCAAAGGGAAAGUACCUAUCUGAAUGUUUCAUCGAAAAGGCUGAAAAUUUCGCUAUCCUGUUCGCCUGCUACAAAAUCAGAUUUAAUGAACAUUCAAUGCACGAAAUCUGGGGGGGAAGGAGCUCAUAAUCGGAUGUAUUUUUUGUUUACAGGUAGGUCGGCCAAUAACUGGGUGGCUUACAAGUUGCGGGGAGGAGGCUUAAAACGACAACGAUAUUUGUUCUGAAUUUCUUUGUGGAUCCUUUCUGGAAAUUCAAGGGAAAUUUCAAAAUUUGGGCAGGAUGCUUUUAAGGGGACCAAAGCGUAAAGCAAUUUCAAGUUCAUAUAUUGAAUCAUAUUUUAUUCAUUAGAUGUCAAUAAGGAAAACAGCAGUCCGGGCGGGUCACCAUUUGGUACCCCACCAUCUAGCCCUGUCAAGCCAGCACCGGUAAGUAUUCUGUGUCUGUUGUACUUGUUUACGAUUGGACCCUGAAAUAAGAGAGUCAAGGCUCAAAUUUAGAUUAUUAGCUUUUAGAUUAAGUAGUUCUAGAAAGUAUAGUUGACUGCCAGUAGCCUUUUUUUGUUUUUUCAUCGAACUGAGUUACUGAAUCAGGGCACGAAAUGGGCCGGAAACCGGGAGAGACCAGAGGCGAAGGCUUCGGCCCGAGCGCGCUUGUUUUGAUCGACGGCGUAAUAGAAAUGAUGGGCUACUUGUACAGAUAUGGUGUAAUAGGAGAUCCUUACUCACAGGCUACCAUGUGAUUGGGAUGCCGGCGCGAGUAAAUCUCUCCAUAUCCUCUGAGAGGAGCCGUUUUCCCUUAUUCGUGUAGUACCCGUCAAAAGGUGGGACUAAAGCUGUUCUCGAAGACUACCUCACUUCGCCCCUUCGCGUUCUUCUCCGCAUAGGCCUCCACACGUACUUCAAUUCCUUGAAAAGUGUCUGGCCUGAUUGAUGACGCAUUUUUCCAGGGAAGGGACUAACCCCAUCGCCGAACCCCCAAUCUGGAGGGCCAGGCAUUGAAUGAUCCGUCUGGCUUUUCUCCCAAAACCUGCCCAGUAUGGUUGAAUCCACCAAGGAAAUAGGUCCCACCUGGUAUAGUUUCCAGGAUCACCAAGGCACUCAAACCUGCUCCACCAUGUUAAGGAGCAACGCCUAGGGAAGUUCAAAGACUACCAAUGUUGUAGUUGCAGAAAAGGGAGAAAGCUUUACGGGCCCUGAAUGCCAGAGAUCUUCUCCCUUACCAUCCAUGCGCCCCCAAAGAGAAAAAACCCUCUGGCACCCACUGUAAAGAAGCAAGAGAAACACUCGAUAAUUCGUUCUCCAGCAAAGAAUUCUAACACAAAUCAGCAGUUAUAUUCCUAUUUUAUUUAUUUAUUUAUUUUUUCAGUUUGGACCUCACUUAUUGAAGCCAACAAACGGGAAACGUCGUUCAAGUACUGGAUUACAGAGAACAGCAACCAAACCAAGAAGUCCUUUGGUUGAAGUUUGCUGACUGAACUAAGAAUUAGA
Porites lobata is the source of this 4592-nucleotide messenger RNA. The record is from the annotation of a GenBank genome assembly. NCBI's taxonomy places the organism in Eukaryota, Metazoa, Cnidaria, Anthozoa, Scleractinia, Poritidae.